Messenger RNA from Zygosaccharomyces rouxii, 945 nucleotides. It is a transcript of the gene URA1, whose product is annotated as dihydroorotate dehydrogenase. Gene Ontology annotation, molecular function: dihydroorotate dehydrogenase activity. The transcript has a single exon. The record is from RefSeq and is a predicted model, not a curated record. Lineage: Eukaryota; Fungi; Ascomycota; Saccharomycetes; Saccharomycetales; Saccharomycetaceae. The coding region runs from base 1 to 945 and encodes 314 amino acids. Gene Ontology annotation, cellular component: cytoplasm. Gene Ontology annotation, biological process: 'de novo' pyrimidine nucleobase biosynthetic process; UMP biosynthetic process.
AUGUCUGCAUCUUUAGCUACUACUUUUUUGAACCAUACCUAUGAGAAUCCUUUCAUGAACGCAUCAGGUGUGCAUUGCAUGGACUACAAGGAAUUGGACGAAUUAGAUAACUCUAAUGCUUCUACUUUUAUAACUAAGAGCUCUACUUCCUUAAGGAGAGAAGGAAACCCAGAACCACGUUACUUUUCGGUCCCGCUAGGCAGCAUCAAUUCUAUGGGUUUGCCAAAUGAAGGUUUUGAUUACUACUUGAAAUAUGUCAGCGAACGUCAACAAAAAAAACCUAAUACGAAUCCUGCCUUUUUCUCGGUUGCUGGUAUGAGCGUUGAUGAAAAUUUGAAGAUGCUAAGAGCCAUUCAAGAAAGUGAUUUUAAUGGUGUAACGGAGUUGAACUUGUCCUGCCCAAACGUACCAGGAAAACCUCAAGUUGCUUACGAUUUUGAUUUGCUCAAGGAAAUCUUGGGAAAAGUAUUCGAAUUCUUCACUAAGCCAUUAGGUGUUAAGUUACCCCCUUACUUUGAUUUCGCUCAUUUUGACACAGCGGCAAGCAUACUGAACCAAUUCCCUCUAGUUUACGUCAAUUGUAUCAAUAGUAUUGGGAAUGGACUGUACAUUGAUACUGAAAAGGAGAGUGUUGUUAUCAAACCCAAAGAUGGCUUUGGUGGUCUCGGAGGUGAAUAUAUCAAACCCACUGCGUUGGCAAAUGUUCGAGCAUUUUAUACCCGUUUGAAUCCAUCUAUUAAAAUUUUCGGAACUGGAGGCAUUAGAACUGGAAAAGAUGCAUUCGAGCACCUAUUGUGCGGUGCAACUAUGUUACAAGUUGGUACAGAACUAUACAAGGAAGGUGUUUCUGUCUUUGACCGCAUAGAGAAAGAAUUAAAGGAAAUCAUGGACAAAAAAGGCUACACUUCAAUCGAACAAUUUCGCGGGAAACUGAGUAGCUUGUAA